Messenger RNA from Balaenoptera ricei (Rice's whale), 3643 nucleotides. It is a transcript of the gene PPHLN1, whose product is annotated as periphilin 1. Gene Ontology annotation, cellular component: nucleoplasm. Bases 309 to 1472 code for a protein of 387 amino acids. Gene Ontology annotation, biological process: negative regulation of DNA-templated transcription; negative regulation of gene expression, epigenetic; protein localization to heterochromatin. NCBI's taxonomy places the organism in Eukaryota, Metazoa, Chordata, Mammalia, Artiodactyla, Balaenopteridae. The transcript has 11 exons. The record is from RefSeq and is a predicted model, not a curated record.
GUGCCUCCCUGGGAGCGCGGCGGCGAGUGGACGUCUACGUUUACGGGGUCUCCCGGCGGCCCAGAGUCGCACACACAGACCAGGCCUCUAACCACUCCCUGGGAGCCUGCGUGCCAGCAGCCUGGAACUCAGAGCCUCUCCUGGAGCCUGCACAAUCCAUCCAGACUGAAGCCGAUGUCUUCUAGAGAGACGGAAGUGCAAUCCAGCCAGGGCGCAGCAGAAUUUUGAGAGGCCCGAAUGCCUCCGCGUCCACCAGGGGACCGCUGGGACUAAUUCUCUUGGCAAACUUGUGGCCAGCCAAAACUGCCAUGCUUCACAUCCCUGUUAUCCUUGGUUACCGUCCAAGAUUGGCUUACAGAAGAGAUGAAAUGUGGUCUGAGGGACGAUAUGACUAUGAAAGACCUCCAAGAGAAAGAGUACCUCCUCGAAGUCACCCCAGUGAUGGCUACCAUAGAGUAGUUAAUAUUGUGCCAAAGAAACCACCACUGCUAGACAGACCUGGUGAAGGAAGCUACAGUAGAUAUUACAGUCAUGUUGAUUACCGAGAAUAUGACGAGGGCCGCAGUUUUUCUCAUGAUCGAAGAAGUGGUCCACCUCACAGAGGAGAUGAAUCUGGCUAUAGGUGGACAAGAGAUGAUCAUUCUGCAAGCCGACAGCCUGAAUACAGGGACAUGAGAGACGGCUUUAGAAGAAAAAGUUUCUACUCUUCCCAUUAUGUGAGAGACCGGUCUCCUCAUAAAAGAGACACUCCUUUUUUCAGAGAAUCACCUGCAGGCCGAAAGGAUUCUCCACACAGCAGAUCUGGCUCCAGUGUCAGCAGUAGAAGUUACUCCCCAGAAAGAAGCAAAACUUACUCUUUCCAUCAGUCUCAACAUAGAAAGUCCGUGCGUGCUGGUGCCUCCUACAAACGGCAGAAUGAAGGAAAGCCAGAAAGAGGUAAAGAAAGACCUGUUCAGUCUUUGAAAACAUCAAGAGACACUUCACCCUCAAGUUCUUCAGCAGUUCCUUCAUCAAAGGUGUUAGACAAACCCAGUAGGCUAACGGAAAAGGAACUUGCUGAGGCUGCAAGCAAGUGGGCCGCUGAAAAGCUAGAGAAGGCAGAUGAAAGUAACUUACCUGAAAUUUCUGAGUAUGAGGCGGGAUCCACGGCACCAUUGUUCAUUGACCAGCCAGAAGAACCUGAGCCAAAUGCAACAGAUGGCAUAGAAUUAUUCGAAGACAGUCAGCUAACCAGUCGCUCUAAAGCAAUAGCUUCAAAAACCAAAGAGAUUGAACAGGUUUACCGACAAGACUGUGAAACUUUUGGGAUGGUUGUGAAAAUGCUGAUUGAAAAAGAUCCUUCAUUAGAAAAGUCCAUACAGUUUGCAUUGAGACAAAAUUUACAUGAAAUAGGUGAGCGGUGUGUUGAAGAACUCAAGCAUUUUAUUGCAGAGUAUGAUACCUCUAGUCAAGAUUUUGGAGAACCUUUUUAGAUUACUUGCUCAGGCAAAAAAAAAAAAAGUUUCUAGAUUUUUUUCCCCCUGGAUUGUGUAAAUCCUUAAUAUAUGGAAUUUUUGUGAUGAAGAGAAAUACUUUAUGAUAGUGACCAUAUUUCCAGUAUCAAAUAAACAUCUAAAAUAGUCUAAGAUAUUUUAAUUCGAAUUUUUUUAAUCUACAUGUAGAGCUUCCUAAUCCAUACUUAUCUUUUUUUCCCUCCUAAAAUGAUGGUCAGUUAAUUUUUUAAGCUUUCUUGAAAAUGCAGUCCUGGAGAGCAGCUUUCUGUACUUACUCAUGUCCUGUAGUCUUCCUUAGUAUGCGAUCAUUUGUUUGGUCACACUAAUGUACUGUAUAGGUUAGAGAUCAUUCCACUUAAACAUUUAUAGUCUUUUUGCAUUUCAUAGUCAGUGAUACCAUGUGAAGAUGUUAGAAUCCUGAGGUGAUUUUUAUUGACUUGUUGCUUGCUUAUCUUAGGCUUUGUAACUUUUAAUAUGUUUAAGUAUAUUACCCAAAUAAAUUGAAUACUUUGUUAUCUUAGAGAAUAUUUGCUUUGAGGAUAACUCUCAUUGUGAUAAAACAGAGCACUUAAAUCUCUAAAAUAAUAAAAUCCUGUUUUCCAAGUAAAUGAACUGUCUUCUAUUAAAAUGGUCCUGAAACUCCUGACUGGUCUCACUGAUGUGUGAGUUUUAAACAAUAUCAUAUAUAAGACUAAGAGAAGGGGCAAUUCGAGAUGAAAGAUGAGGCCUAUUUUAAAGUUGAGAUUUCUUUAAAACUUUCUAACCAGAAUAGAAAAAUUUACAAUAUGGGGGAGUAGUGGAGUUUCAUUUUUUCCGUAGGCCCAUAUUCCCCAUCUCAAGAAAGAAGGUGAUAGAUGACAUAUCCAUAAUUAAACCAUUUACAGAUUAUGCCUUUGUUAAUCUCUGUUUGUAGUCUAACAGACUCUUUGUUCUGCUGCCCUUUUUAGGGGUUCAUAGCCCUCUAAAAGUGUUCUUGAACGAAACAAAGCAGAGUAGGCUGUAAGCCUAGCACAACUACCCUUCACCAAGCAGCCUAUGUAAACAGUCCUUCAUGAGCGAGCCAUCCAAAUCACGGGUUAGUUAAGAAUCUAACUGGGACAAUUAGGAUAUUCCACUCAUUUCCUGAUCACUUCCAGCUGCCCAAUGGCAUUUAGCCAAAAUAUGUAAUUUCAUGGCAUGUGUUCGGAAACCUUUAAAAAUGUUUGUUAUUGCUACCCAAUUUCAUUAUCCUCCCAUCCUCUUUCCAUUUCCACUCUCCUCUCACUUGAAUUCUGGCAUUAUUUUUAGUGGCCUCUAUUGAUUAUAUCCAGAGAGCUACCCCAGAGUAGAUAAAACUUAUAUUAAAAGUGAAAAUAGCAGUGUAAAUAAUUGUAGUGGAUCCUGUAAUGCGUGCCUCAAAAUAUGUAUUAUGCCAUUCCACAAAUUAAAAAACUAACUGAAGGCAACAAUUAUUAAGUUUCCUAUAUGAGACCACCUUGAAUUUAGAUAUUGCACAUAAGCCAAAACUAAACCCUACCUAUCAUCUUUGCUAUUUUUCCCUAAUGUGAACAGUGGUUUUAUCUGUUAUCCACAUUAGAAAGACUAAGAAAGUAGUCUUGUUUCUCUCUUGCGCCAAUGUUUUUCUUGUUAAAUAUUCUAAUUCCAGGAUUCAUUUCCUUAAGUCAAGAUGUCACAAGUUUAAAAAUAAAACUUGAGACUCAACUACCUUGAGGCAAAGGAGUUGUUCACUUUGUUGAAAUUCAUUAAACUAGAGAAGUUUUACUCACAGAUGCAUUUAAAUAUAGGUUCAACAGAUAAUUCCUUUUCCCCUUUCCCCAAAUUACAUUCAACAUUUAAAGCUGUUUAUAGCUUGCCAUCAGCAUUAUUCUGGUAGGCUUGUCAGUGUUAAAUCUUUUAUUUUUAAAGCUUUUUAAAGUCUUAUUUUAAGAUAGAUGAAUUCAGAUAUGUGCCAGAGUAUGUAUGUUGCAAAAUGUUCUUGAUUAAAGAAAUUUGUUUGUAAAUGAUCCAUUGUUUUUGAGUGUGCCCAAUUCCUGUGAUAAAGGUUUCACUGUCUUACCAUAAAGCCUUGAUGAUCAACAGGGGAAGAGCAGAUAUUGUGAAGCUUUUUGUGAAUUUUAAAAGUGCAAAAUAAAGCAACUGGGUUUAAAUAA